Messenger RNA from Clonostachys byssicola, 567 nucleotides. NCBI's taxonomy places the organism in Eukaryota, Fungi, Ascomycota, Sordariomycetes, Hypocreales, Bionectriaceae. The record is from the annotation of a GenBank genome assembly.
AUGGCUCCAGCUCAGCCUCGAGGGCCCGGGCUAUUUGUAGCUUUGGCCUGUGAAGAUGCUUUUGCUCAUCACUUACCGACGCUCGCAGAUGCCAACAAUCUCAGCGACCUCCCAGGAAGCAUAGUUGCUCAGACCAAGCUGCUUGAAUUUGCCCUCCUUGUACAGCUGGUCGCAUGCCUCGAGGGUCACCUCAUAACUCGUGGCGCGGUCAGGUGCGUGGAGAUAGAAGAUGUCGGCGGAAGUGACGCCCAGCUUCUCCAAGCUCACGUCCCAGGAUGCUCGCAGUUUCUCCGGAGCGUGAUCUCCAGGGCUCUGGGGCAUGCACUUAGAGGCAAUUUUAAAACCACGCUCCUUGAAACCGGCCUCGCGGGUGAAGCCUUCCUGCUUGCCGGCGACGUAGAGGGCAGCGGUGUCGAGCUCGUUGUAGCCCUUGGAGGUGAGGAAGUCGAGGCACUUCUUGUACUCGUCGAGAGAGGUGAUGCGGGCGCCGGCGGCGGCAUCGGGACCAAUUGUCAUGGUCCCGAGGAUGAGACGGUUCUUAGUAGCCAUGGCGAAUGCGACGAGUAA